AUGGCAAAAACAAAGCCAGAAGGUCCAAACAAAAAAAUUUCAGAAGUACCAACGUCUCGUACCAGAAAAUCCAAACUCAAUUUCUCCUCUGGAAUCUUAAAGAUAUUACUAAUUGUGUUAUUGGCUGAGUUUUGUGCAUGGGCAUAUCAAAAAACUCAGCCACCACCUCCCAAGAAGCUGGGAUCUCCGGAUGGACUUCCUCUUAUAUCCGAAAGAAUAACGCUUCGUGAUGGAAGACAUUUGUCGUAUAAAGAAUUUGGUGUUCCAAAAGAUGUUGCCAAAUCUAAAAUAAUAUACUUUCACUGUUUCGGGUGUAGCAAGUAUCAUGAUCCUCUUGCUUCAGCCUCACUGGCCCUGAUUGAAGAAUUAGGAGUGUACAUUGUUGAAAUUGAUAGGCCUGGAUAUGGAGAGAGUGACCCCGACCCCAAACGAACUGUAAAGAGUUUGGCAUUGGAUAUCGAGGAGUUGGCUGAUCAUUUGAACUUGGGACCAAAAUUCUAUGUGGCUGGUUUCUCUAUGGGUGGGCAAGUUAUCUGGUCAUGUCUUAAGUAUAUUCCUCACAGGCUAGCAGGAGCAAUUCUUAUUUCUCCGGUGAUUGAUUACUGGUGGCAUAACCUCCCUUCAAACUUAACAAACGAAGCAUAUUCUCGGCAACUUAAACAGGACCAAUGGUCUAUGCGUGUUGCUCACUACUUACCGUGGCUGACCAAUUGGUGGAACACCCAAUCAUGGUUUCCAGGUUUUUCUAUCAUUACCGGAAAUCCUGCCAUUUAUACUCCAGCAGACGUAGAUGUUAUAACAAAUCUACUUGGUGUCGUUGAUCAAAAGCAGGCAGAGCUGAUGCAAUCACACCCAACACAACAAGGAGAAUUCGAGUCAGUCCAUCGUGACUUGAAUAUUGGAUUUGGGAAAUGGGAAUUUGAUCCAAUGGAUCUUGAGAAUCCAUUUCCAAACAACAAUGGAUCAGUUCAUUUAUGGAUGGGUGAUGAAGAUUUGAUUGUGCCCGUUACAUUGCAACGUUACAUAGCGCAACAUCUCGGAUGGGUCAACUAUCACGAAGUUACCGGUGGCGGACACAUGUUUCCGUUUGCCAAUGUGGCGAGCGAUGCUAUUCUUGAAGCACUUCUUAGCAAAAGUAAUUAA
Messenger RNA from Erigeron canadensis, 1143 nucleotides. RefSeq lists its product as uncharacterized. NCBI's taxonomy places the organism in Eukaryota, Viridiplantae, Streptophyta, Magnoliopsida, Asterales, Asteraceae. The coding region runs from base 1 to 1143 and encodes 380 amino acids. The record is from RefSeq and is a predicted model, not a curated record. The transcript has 5 exons.